AUGACCCAGAAUUCAGCACUGCCUGAACGUGAGCUGUACAGAAAGAUCUUCUUGGAGAAGUCGAAUGGAGGACCAACUACGGUGGUACAUCGCUUUGAGACCUCCCUCGCGGCCCGACCUCCUAGCCCAUAUCCCGACGAAGAUGAAUCCCUCGAAAAGCCAGGACGUUACCUAGAUGUUGAAGAUGAGGAUGAUGAAGAUGACAGCAACUACGACAGCGAGGAUGAAGAUCGCUUCGAGUAUGAUCCAGACUUUGAGUUCAAGUGGCUGGAGCCUAUCGAUCUUGCUGAAAGGACUGGGGUCUGUCGAGCCUGUCGUGGAGCUCCAGGGUCCGGAUGCCCUACUGCGAAUAGUUAG
Molecule: messenger RNA, 357 nt
Organism: Fonsecaea nubica
Lineage: Eukaryota; Fungi; Ascomycota; Eurotiomycetes; Chaetothyriales; Herpotrichiellaceae
Exons: 3
Coding region: 1-357 (118 amino acids)
Source: RefSeq, a predicted model, not a curated record